UUCCAUAAUUUCAUUUCAUAAUUUCAACAUCAUCAUAUAAAUUUACAUAUAUAUUAUAUACAUAUAUUCACCCUACUUAAUAUGUUCCAAGACAACUUAUUCAUGUCAGAAUCUGAUCUUUCAUUUCUUGAUUCGAUCCAAAACCAUCUUCUCUACGAUUCCCAAAUCUCCGAUAUUUUUCCGACGACAAGCAGCAGUGACGUCAUGGCCAAGAACAAUAAUAAUACUCCGGUUGUCAAACUUGAAACAAGUACAGAAGAAGAAAACCAAGAAAAAAAUUCUACUCAUAGUGUGGUAGCGCGUGAGGUCCACGCGCCACAGGAGUUUAGGAAGUUCCGCGGUGUGAGAAGGCGGCCGUGGGGGAAGUACGCGGCGGAAAUAAGAGAUCCGGCGAAGCGUGGAGCUCGAGUUUGGCUUGGAACUUAUGAAACACCUGAAGAUGCGGCAGUUGCUUAUGAUCAAGCGGCUUAUAAAAUUAGAGGGUCAAGAGCUUUGUUGAACUUUCCUCAUUUGAUUGGGACUAAUAUGGCUGAGCCGGUUAGGGUGACUCCGAGGCGGAAAACGGUGGUGGAUGGUGGUUCGCCGCCGUCUUCGUCGUCGGAAGAUGGCGGUGUAAAGAGGUCAAGGGGAAGUAGUAGUAGUGGUGGGAGUAGUAUGGUGGAUGAUGAUCAUUACUACUAUAGGCCUUACUAAUUAAUUAAUAAUUGGUUAUUAAUUUGAUUCAUCAUUUAAUUAAUUAAUCAUCAUUUAAUUUGAUUUAUUCAAUUCAAUUCAAUUCUUUUGAUUAAGAAGAAGAGAAAUUUGAUUUUUCCUUCUUUCAUGUUUGAUUCAUUGUUAAGUUUUUCUGUAUGUUCACAAUUGUAAUUUCUGAGAUAUAAAUGUAAGUACACUUUUUUAUUUA
Erigeron canadensis is the source of this 901-nucleotide messenger RNA. Its product is annotated as ethylene-responsive transcription factor 13-like. The transcript has a single exon. The coding region runs from base 82 to 693 and encodes 203 amino acids. The record is from RefSeq and is a predicted model, not a curated record. NCBI's taxonomy places the organism in Eukaryota, Viridiplantae, Streptophyta, Magnoliopsida, Asterales, Asteraceae. Gene Ontology annotation, molecular function: DNA binding; DNA-binding transcription factor activity. Gene Ontology annotation, biological process: ethylene-activated signaling pathway; regulation of DNA-templated transcription.